Molecule: messenger RNA, 1064 nt
Organism: Lucilia sericata (common green bottle fly)
Lineage: Eukaryota; Metazoa; Arthropoda; Insecta; Diptera; Calliphoridae
Exons: 2
Coding region: 33-1031 (332 amino acids)
Source: RefSeq, a predicted model, not a curated record
CCUCCCCUAUUUCUUGUUACAGCGAUGUCAUAAUGGAACCCAUGACUGCCCUAGUCUUGGCCUUUCAACUUUUGGCCCUCUUCUCCAUUGCUGGAGCUCUUAUCAUCUAUCUCAUCUGCAAGGUACGCGAGGACAAUGUCGAAAAAGCCGAACAAGUCAAAUCGAAUACGGUACUAGUGACCAGUGCCGAUACCGCCUUGGGUCUACAACUCUGCACCCAUUUGGCCAGUAAAGGCUGCCGUGUAGUGGCUGGUAUGCGUGAGGGUGUAGACAGUUUGCCCGCCAAACUUUUAGUAGGUUGGUUGAAAAUGCGUGAAUUUACCGAGGCACCCGUUUCGGGCACUAUUAUACCCAUGCUUUUGGAUGUUACCAAAGAUGAUGUAUUGCGUGAGGCCACCGAAACCAUGGGCUCACAUUUGAGUGUGGGCGAACAGGGUAUAGCGGCUGUUAUUAACACCAGUGGCACUUUCUAUCGUGGACGCAUAGAAUCGCAGGAAUUGUAUCAAAUGGAACAAAUGUUUAAGACCAAUAUCUUGGGUUCUUUACGUAUUGCCAAGGCUUUUGUGGACUUUUUAAGACCUACACGCGGACGUUUGAUUUAUUUGGGUGCCGCCAGUGGAGGUCAGGGUGAUGGUCUAAUAGCCUAUAAUGUAUCACGUGUGGCCACCGAUAAAUGUGUACAAGAAUUACGCCGCGAGUUGCAGCCGUUUGGUGUUAGUGUUGUAUGUUUAGAUACUUGUGGUUUGCAUGCAGAGACGCUCUAUAAACCACCAACCGCCCAAAUCUCCAGCGGUGCCCCCACAACCUAUACGGCCAAUGUUUUAAGUCCCAGUGCAUUGCAUGUGGUUGAGAGAGCUUUAUGGGAUCAAGCACCUCAUGAACGUUAUUCAUUGUUGGCCUCUAAUAAAUAUCAAUUCGCGUUGCCAUGUCGUUCUUCGAUACGUUUGACAAACAAGAGCUCUGAUGUUAACAACACCAAUGUCAAGAAACCAAUGGAACAUCAUAACAAGGGAGAAGUACAACGUGUUUGAAUACAGCCUAUUCGCAUCAGCAACACACAUACA